Molecule: messenger RNA, 990 nt
Organism: Andrographis paniculata
Lineage: Eukaryota; Viridiplantae; Streptophyta; Magnoliopsida; Lamiales; Acanthaceae
Product: zinc finger protein ZAT5
Exons: 1
Coding region: 73-804 (243 amino acids)
Source: RefSeq, a predicted model, not a curated record
UAUAUAUAUAUGUAUAUUAUUAAUAAUAAUAAUAAUUCCAUAAAUUAGACAUAAUUAAAUUUAUUUAUUGUCAUGGAUGAUCGAGAAGAACAGCUACUUGCUAUGGUGAAUAAGGGCAAGCGGAGCAAGAGGCCGAGGCCGGAAUCGCCGCCGGCGGUGUCGAGUUCGUCGACGGCGGCUGAUCAAGGUGGGGGUCGAAACGACGUCGUUUUGAGCUCAAUUGAUCAGUUUUACGGAGAGGAUGAAGAUAUGGCUAAUUGCUUGAUUCUUUUAGCGAAAGGGGCGCAAGGAGAGAAAUCUCCGGCGGCGGCGGUGGCGGAGGUGGCGGCGGCGGGCGGCGGCGGAGCUUAUCAGUGCAAGACGUGUAACAAAAGCUUCCCGUCGUUUCAGGCGCUCGGCGGCCACCGCGCCAGCCAUACGAAGCCGGUGAAGGAGGAGAAGAAGACGGUAACGGUAACGGAAAAGCACAAACGGCUACUUCAGAGUUAUGGUGAAAGUACAAUUCUGUCCCUCCAAAUCCCCGCCGUCAAUUUACCGGGCAAGGCGGCGGGCAGGGUUCACGAAUGUUCUAUAUGCGGCGCGGAAUUCGCCUCCGGGCAGGCGUUAGGCGGCCACAUGCGGCGGCACAGGCCGAUUCCGGCGGCGGACGCGAAGCGUCCGAGGAAUCUUCCGCCGUUAGAUCUGAAUCUUCCGGCGCCGCCGGAAGAUCACGGCGAGAAAACGGAAUCUGCAUUUCCGUUCGCCGCAAAACAGCAAGUCAUCGUCUUCUCCGCCGCGUCUCCGAUGGUGGACUGCCACUAUUAAUUAAUUAGAUUCGUGCCCAGAUUCUUUUGUAAUUAAUACGAUGAAACGACGUCGUCUCGUCGUCCAAUUAAUUAAUUAUUUAUUUAAAUUUGUGUAGCUACUGCUACUAUUAUACGAUGGAUUGAUUUAUGAGCGUUGGAUUCUUUUCAUUGUGGGUGUGCUUAAUCAGUUAUAAUUAGUUGCCUA